AUGUUUACUAAAGGAACUUAUGGAUUACUUAGAUAUGGAUCUAGAGUAUAUGUGUCGGAUAUUGAUGAUUUGAGGCGAGAGAUUUUAAAGGAAGCCCAUGUGGCUGCAUAUGUUAAGGUAGAGCAUCAAAGGCCUAUAGGAUUGUUACAACCUUUAUUUGUUUCUGAUUGGAAGUGGGAGCAUAUUUUUAUGGACUUUGUGACUGGAUUACCCCGCAAGAGUAAGGGGUAUGAUUUUAUAUGGGUAAUUGUUGAUAGACUGACUAAGUCCGCUCAUUUCUUACUAGUGAAGACCACCUAUGGAGCAGCACAAUAUGCUAGGCUGUAUAUUGAUGAGAUAGUGCGGUUAGAUGGAGUUCCAAUCACCAUAGAGAUAGUUCAAGAGACCGCUGAUAAGAUUCAGUUGAUUAGAGACAAGAUGUUGGUGGCACAGAGUCAUCAAAAGUCAUAUGCCGACCAUAGACAUCGAGAGUUGGAGUUUGAGGUUGGUGACCAUAUGUUCUUGAGGGUUUCUUCAACCAAGGGCAUUAUGAGGUUUGGUAAAAAAGGCAAGCUAAGCCCAAGGUAUAUUGGACCUUUCGAGACUUUAGAGAGAUUUGGAGUAGUGGCUUAUCGAUUGGCACUUUCGUCGAAUCUCACUAAUGUUCAUCCCGUGUUUCAUGUUUUGGUACUAUGGAAGUACCAACCAGACCCAUCACAUGUGAUAAAACAUGAGUCCCUACAGUUGGGAGAUGAUAUGAGUUACAAGGAAGUACUAGUAGCCAUACUAGAUAGGCAAGUGAAAAAGUUACGCUCCAAAGAGAUAGCCUCGGUCAAGGUACAAUGGCGUGAUCACACAAGGGAAGAGGUGACUUGGGAAGUCAAGGAUCACAUGUGA
Molecule: messenger RNA, 876 nt
Organism: Theobroma cacao (cacao)
Lineage: Eukaryota; Viridiplantae; Streptophyta; Magnoliopsida; Malvales; Malvaceae
Molecular function (GO): nucleic acid binding
Source: RefSeq, a predicted model, not a curated record